Rhodamnia argentea is the source of this 2506-nucleotide messenger RNA. RefSeq names its product protein S-acyltransferase 24-like. Lineage: Eukaryota; Viridiplantae; Streptophyta; Magnoliopsida; Myrtales; Myrtaceae. The transcript has 14 exons. Bases 178 to 2052 code for a protein of 624 amino acids. Gene Ontology annotation, biological process: protein palmitoylation. The record is from RefSeq and is a predicted model, not a curated record. Gene Ontology annotation, molecular function: protein binding; palmitoyltransferase activity. Gene Ontology annotation, cellular component: Golgi membrane.
UACUUCGAAUAUACAAUGAAAUCGCCAGAACAUGUCGAUUUGCAAUGACCCUCUCAAGUUCUCUUUUGUCCUUUUUGUCAGAACCCUCUCAAGUUCUUUAACACGAAGAAUUCGGAACCCCGUUAUAUGAAUCAGCCAGUACUUUUGGACGUGUAAUGGAAAAUCGGCUAGUAUAACAUGCCAAACUCCUUACAAUUGUAUAUAGUCGGCCAAAAAGUCAAACUUUCCCCUGAACCUUCCAGUUCCAAAUAUUCUACGAACAAGAAACCGCUUUGUCUGAUUCCUUCCUUCCGUGCGCGAACGAAAAACUGCUUACUCCUCUGGCCUCCCCGAGCGAAAAAACUCUCAACGGCCUUCGGGACAUAUACGAUGUCAACGGAGAUCGAGGUCGUCGAGGAAUUCCUGCCGGCCGCCGUCGAGUCCUACUGCAGCGGCGGAGCUGGCAAGGACAGGUCGAGGAACGAUGUGUAUGCUGCGGCCGCGUACGGCGACAUGGAGAAGCUCAGGAGGCUCGUGGAGAUGGAGGGAUGUUCAGUGUGCGAGCCAGAUGGGCUUGGUUAUCAUGCCCUGCAAUGGGCUGCUCUGAACAACAGAUGUGUCGCUGGUCAAUACAUCAUCCAGCAUGGUGGAGAUGUAAACGCAGUCGAUCACACUGGGCAGACAGCAUUGCACUGGAGUGCAGCACGAGGUGCUAUCAAGGUAGCAGAUCUUUUACUUCAAGAGGGUGCUCGGGUUAAUACUGCUGACAAGUGCGGGUAUCAGGCAACACAUGUUGCAGCUCAGCAUGGUCAUACUGCUUUCCUUUAUCAUAUUAUCUCAAAAUGGAAUGCAGACGCUGAUGUUCCUGAUAAUGAUGGAAGAAGUCCUUUGCACUGGGCUGCUUAUAAAGGUUUUGCCGAUUGUAUACGUCUUCUCCUAUUUCUAGAUGGUUAUGUUGGACGCAAGGACAAAGAGGGGUGCACUCCUUUGCAUUGGGCCGCUAUUCAGGGGAACUUGGAGGCGUGUGAGGAAUUAGUAAGGGUUGGCAAGGAGGAAUUGAUGGUGACUGAUAAUACUGGCCUUACACCAGUUCAGCUUGCAUCUGAUAGGAAUUACCAACAAGUUGUGCAUUUCCUUGAAAAUGCCCGAAAGCAGCUUGAUCAGAAGAUUUAUAGGAAUAGUGGCUUUGGGAAGUUUUUCAAUCUUGGGUUCGCGCCCCUUCUGUGGGUCAUAAUUCUCUUGCUACUGGCAACCUACACAAACUCCAUCAUAAUGGGAUCAGAUCUGCCAAAGUUAAGAUCUGGUUUUGGCUUUCUUGCGUGGCUGGGUGCUGUCCUAGCAAGUACUGGACUUGUCACGCUUUACAGGUGCAGCAGCAAGGAUCCAGGAUACAUCAGAGUGAGCGCGCAUGAUCAAAAGAUUAUGACAGACAAUGAACCACUGUUGAAGAUUGAGAUAAAUAAUCCUGCUUUGCUUGCUGGCAACUGGUCUCAGCUCUGCACAACAUGCAAGAUUGUGAGGCCUCUCCGUGCAAAACAUUGCUCCAUUUGUGACCGCUGUGUUGAACAAUUCGACCAUCAUUGCCCUUUGGUAUCCAACUGCAUUGGCAAGAAGAACAAGUGGGAUUUCUUUGUAUUCCUAGUUUUAGAAGUUUUGGCUAUGUCAAUUACUGGUGCAGUUGCUCUUACAAGAGUUCUGGGUGAUUCAGCUGCACCAUCCUCUUUUGGUGCUUGGUUGAAACAUGCUUGUAGCCAUCACACCGGUGCUAUGUCAUUUCUCAUCGCCGAGCUUUUCCUCUUUUCAGGUGUUGCAGCAUUUACAGCUUUGCAAGCAUAUCAGAUUUCUCGUAAUAUUACCACGAACGAGAGGGAGAACUCUAUGCGCUAUAGCUACCUCAGGGACCUUGGUGGCAGAUUCCGGAACCCCUAUGACCAUGGUUUUAGGAAGAAUUGUUUGGAUUUUUUGCUCAACGGAUGCAAUGGAGAUGCGGAAUAUAUUGCAGACUGGGCUGGUUCUGAGGGCAUUGGCAUGACGGUUAUGGCAAGGAGAUCAGAUCAAGAAUAUGAUCAGUAGAUGUGAAUCUGAAAGAAGCAGAAGAAAGAAAAACAAUGGUCACUGCGAGACUUCUCGAGACAUCUUAUGGCAGCUGCACUGGUGAAAUCUCAGUUUCGACAGAUUGGUCCGCUCUAUGGAAUCAUCAUGGUGCUGAGUUCAAAGCUGGAAGAAGCUGAAGCUGCGUCACGGUUGCAUCAGAAAUACAUCUGCUAAGCUCAUAGAAUUCAAUAGCUAUUGGCUUACUGAGUGAUAUCAAAGUUGUGGGUUGCGCAUACGUAGGUCCUGUAUGAUUGUUGUGUUCUGCGGUGGAAGGUGGGUCAUACUGUUCAUGAAGCUUUCUGUGUGAAGCAGAUGAAACUGAUGCGGGCCAUGAAAAUCACAAGAUGAAUACCCAGAGGUUGCUUAGCGAAAAUCUAGGUGUCAACAACAGGACCUGUAAAUACCCGCUUAAGAAAAAAGUAGGCUUGUUUCA